Molecule: messenger RNA, 309 nt
Organism: Paraglomus brasilianum
Lineage: Eukaryota; Fungi; Glomeromycota; Glomeromycetes; Paraglomerales; Paraglomeraceae
Source: the annotation of a GenBank genome assembly
AUGCACAAAGGUAGUCCAAGAUAUCCACAGUCACAAGGCUCUGUUGAAAGGGGAAAUGCCAUUUUAAAGACUAAGCUUGCCAAGUGGAUGGAAUACAACAGAAGUAAACAUUGGACUGAGGGUCUUUCCAUAGUGACUCAUGCAAUGAAUGUAUCCACCAGAGUUACAAACUGUAUGCCAUAUGAACUGGUGUUCAAUAAAAAUCCACAGACAUACUAUGCACUAUUGGACGACUUUGAUGAUAACGAAAUCAUAAGUGAAGAACAGUUAAAUAUAGACUUCGAGGAAAACCUGGAUACAGACUUUUAA